Molecule: messenger RNA, 1878 nt
Organism: Bursaphelenchus okinawaensis
Lineage: Eukaryota; Metazoa; Nematoda; Chromadorea; Rhabditida; Aphelenchoididae
Source: the annotation of a GenBank genome assembly
AUGCGCGUUUUACUUGGGAGUUUGCCUGUCGAAGUGAGUUUAUAACAGUUUAUAUAUAAAGGUUUAUAUAUAUAAAUGUAAAUAAAUUUUGUUUAUACAGUCUAUCGGUUACUCUUAAAGCUUUUCUAUUGACCUUUAUGUUACUUUUUUUGCCACAUGAUUUUUUUACUAAUAUAACUCUCAGCUACGGAUACGUGUGAUCAAAUACAUAGAGAACAUGGAAGAGAUAUCUAGGUUGGCAACGAUUAGCAAGUUCUUCUACCGACUGAUAAACAUAGAUUUUCAAAUUUUGUGUUUCAAAAACUCGGUGUAUCGUCUAGCUGGCGAAACUUGGUCAGAGGCGUUUUCAAAGUAAGUUAUAGCAAGUUAUAGUGUUUAUCGUAAAGCACCUUAAAUACAGUAUCUUACUACAAGAACUCAAUUAAAUAUUUUUUACAUAUUAGUGUCUAUGUUACAGUACAAACUACCGUACACUUGACGUGAACAUUGAAACAUGCCCAGCAUUAAAGAUCAAGAAGCAUUCGAUGUGCUGUCCUUACACUGGAACGGUGGCACUGAUCUUAGAAGACAACCGAGUGUUAAUAACCAAUAUAGACUUUGCGAAGAAAGUCUUUGAAAUCAUUGACUUCAGAUCUGUUGAAGGUACCAUGGCCAAUCUGCAGCUUAUAAACAAGUCCACAAAGCUUCUAGUAGACAUGACAACAUCGUAUGUUGUGUAUGACUUAGUCGAAAAAGAAAUUACCAAAGUCUACAGUGCUUUAAAGGAAGAACGUUACUAUUCUUUCACGUUGUACUACCGUGAAGGCAUUCUGGUUGACUUGUAUAAUCAGAAAGAGUACAAAGUCAAAACUGCAAAACCACAGUUAGUACGUUGUAUAGUAAACGCUGAUUUGUACGGCUACAGAGAGUACGUUGGGUAUGUGAAUUACUAUUUUGGACUAGUGACAAUUAAUAACUAUACCGGCGAACAAACGGUUAUUUACAAAAAACGUAAUUCUAAUUAUGAUACGAUACGUAUUUUGGAUGGUGAAGAUCAGGUUAUGGUGCAAGGCAAGUAAUCUUUAAGAAUGUUUGUGUGUUUAACUUUAAAAUACGAUGCAUUUUACAGGUGGUAGAACAUAUGUUUUUGAUAUAUUGACAAAAGGAAUAGAAAAUGAUUACGGCUCUGACGAUAAGGGACUGAGAGACUACAGAUUGAUUGACCUCAAAUACUUUCAUAACGACAAGAAUGUAAGUAAAAGACCAUUACCACAUUGAGGACGUUUAAAAGUGGUCUUAUUAUAAAGUAUGAUUAAUUCAAAUAUAUUUUAGCAGAAAAGGACAGUAAAUUAAAAAAAAAUAUUUUUUUAUUUCCAGCUGGUCGGAUACUGCGAGAAGAAAAAAAAGCUGACAAAAUUGGCAAAAUGGCCUUACGAACUUCGCAGAGGAUAUAUACCUUAUGCUCAUGCUGACCUGUUGCCACAAUCAACCACACAUCGUAUAGAAGAAGGCAGUUUGUGUGUCAUAGACCACUUCGGUUGGUCUUCAGGUAAAAAUUAAUUAGUUUUCAUUAUAAAAACCGUAAAAAAAGGCAAUUGAAGGAAUAAAUAACAUCAAUGUCAAUUUGCAGGUCGUCUAGUUUCAAAGAAGUUUCGACCACUAGAGUCUAAAGCAGUCGGGUUCAACUACCUUAAACUUGCGGAGAUCAAAGUUGAAGAAGGUGAACUUACAGAAGAUAUAGUGAACAAAGCACGACAGCAAUUCGAAUUAAUAAUACAUAACUUAUCGACAGGUAUUACAAAAGAGUUUUCUGCUUUACAUAUUUCAAAAGUUCCUAGAUUAAGCCAGCAACUUCGACAAAAGAGUUAUUACAUUCAAAGGCGUGCUUCUGUUUCAUGA